AAAUAAAUCAUUAUUAUUCAUUUUCGUUCUUUUUUCGCUCCCUUUAUUACAGCCACCGCCUUCACCUUUUUUUCCUUUCGCUCAUUCUUUCUCCAAAACCCUCUUCUUCUCUCGGUGUCUGCUAGGGUUAGGAUCUUGAUCUAUGGAUGCCCGCAAGAGAGGUAGACCUGAGCAUGGAUAUAACAACAAUGGCGGAUUCAAGAAAUCCAGACAAGAAAUGCAGUCCUUAUCAACUGGUGUAGGAAGCAAAUCGAAGCCAUGUACCAAGUUUUUCAGCACUUCUGGUUGCCCAUUUGGUGAGACAUGCCAUUUCUUGCACUAUGUUCCCGGUGGUUUUAAUGCUGUUGCCCAGAUGAUGAAUCUAACACCCGCAGCACCUCCUGCGCCCAGAAAUGUUGCAGCCCCACCACACGCACAUGCACCCAAUGGAUCUGCGCCAUCUGCUGUUAAAAGUCGCAUAUGCAACAGGUUUAACACUGCCGAAGGUUGCAAAUUCGGCGACAAAUGUCAUUUCGCCCAUGGUGAAUGGGAACUUGGAAAGCCUGUAGCUCUAUCAUUUGAUGAUCACCGUCACAUGGGACCCCCCAACGUAGGUCGUAUGGGUGGUCAUCGGAUGGAGCCUCCUCCUGGUCCAACUACCAGCUUUGGUGCCACUGCCACUGCCAAGAUCAGUGUGGAAGCUUCAAUGGCUGGAGCAAUCAUUGGUAAGGGGGGUGUGAACUCAAAACAGAUCUGUCGUCAAACUGGAGCCAAGCUUUCGAUUCGAGACCAUGAAUCUGAUCAAAAUCUUAGGAACAUUGAACUUGAGGGAACUUUUGAACAAAUUAAGGACGCAAGUAACAUGGUGAAGGAUUUACUGUUGACCCUGCAAAUGUCUGCACCACCUAAAACAACCCAAGGUCCUCCUGGUGCCCCUGGCCAUCAUCAUGGAAACCAUGGAAGCAACUUUAAGACCAAAUUGUGUGAGAAUUUUACAAAAGGAUCUUGUACUUUUGGAGAAAGAUGUCAUUUUGCACAUGGAGCGUCUGAAAUGCGAAAAUAAAGAUUCCACCUUAAUGAGGCAGUGCAUUAUCUUGUGAGUCAGGAUUAUUCUUAUGAUUAUUAUUGUUGUGCACUACUCAACUUAGGGUACUGACAGGACUUCUGAUGUUGAGAGUUUUGUUGUUUUUGAUUCCUUUAAAUAGCUACAAUAGCUUUACAGUUUCGUUCUCCCUUUAAUAUGAAUCCAUGCUCUCCCUCCUCA
Molecule: messenger RNA, 1243 nt
Organism: Lathyrus oleraceus (garden pea)
Lineage: Eukaryota; Viridiplantae; Streptophyta; Magnoliopsida; Fabales; Fabaceae
Product: zinc finger CCCH domain-containing protein 14
Exons: 4
Coding region: 143-1042 (299 amino acids)
Molecular function (GO): metal ion binding; mRNA binding
Source: RefSeq, a predicted model, not a curated record